AUGUUGGACUUCUUCACCAAUGCCAGCCUUCUGCAAGAGACAGCUUCACAAUAUAUGGGAAAUACCCAACAUUUUUCAGAGCAGAGGCAGGAUCAGCAAAGGAAAAUCCAGGCAGAGAUUAAACAUAUUAAAAAUGAAAACCAGAAGCUCAAGGAGGAGCAACUGGAGCAGGAGAUGAUGGCUGAGCAGCUGACCCUGGAAGCUCGGCUUCCUCCCCCCCCUUGGCUGCUUACUCCCAUCUCUCUCCCUCCAUUUCAGACCAGCUGCUCUGACCCGAGCGGUAGGGAGAGACAGCGGAGAGGUGGCCCAGUGCGGCUAUCCCAGAUCCAGUUACCUGCAGGAUCUGAGGCACAGCUGGCCCCGCAGCCUCCUCCAAGAAGACCUAAGCAGACCCACAGACCAGUCUGGGUGCGGGCCCCUCUGCUGGUGCACCCACCAUAUCCCAGGGAAGAGGGUGAAGACAUGGGGGCAGGUGAUGUUCCCAGGGGCAAGAGCCAGCCGCUCCACACCAAAACCCUGAGGCACUGGCAGAAGCUGCCCAGACUGGCUGUGCAGGGAAUGGGCCUGGACAGAAGCCCUCAGAGCAGGGUCCAGCUGGAGGCUCCAGGGAUGAGAGCUGUGCCCCAGAGGAACCCAGAGCCCUGCACACCCAGGCGGGGCCUGGGAAGACCAAUAAAUUGGCCAUGUCCUGGCCUGAAACCCUUUGCGCCCCAAGCUCUCAUCCUCAAGAUAGCUGGGCUCAGAGCAACCCCAAAUAUGUCUGUCUGGGGAAUGAGCCUGCCAUGAAAGCCUGCAUGGCCAUCACAGGACCAGGGCAAGUGACAUGGCAGCACCAUGGU
Molecule: messenger RNA, 839 nt
Organism: Alligator sinensis (Chinese alligator)
Lineage: Eukaryota; Metazoa; Chordata; Crocodylia; Alligatoridae
Exons: 7
Coding region: 1-786 (261 amino acids)
Source: RefSeq, a predicted model, not a curated record